AUGUCACUUGAAAAAACUUUACCAUAUGAAUGUUUUAAUGAACUCACAGAAUUAGAAUUGUUAAAACUUCGAGAGUCUUGUCUUAAUUCUUUAAAAGAAGAAAAAUUGUAUUACAUUAGAAAUGAUGCCAAAAUUCGGGCUAUUCAAUCAACAAGCUCUUAUGAUGAAUUUAAGGAUAUAGUUGAUGGAGCUCAUUUAAAGCCACUAAGUAAAUUUGAUAAAAACAAUGCUAGCACUAAAAACCGGCUUUGGAAUUCUGCAGCUCCAGAAAAAUAA
Condylostylus longicornis is the source of this 276-nucleotide messenger RNA. Its product is annotated as coiled-coil domain-containing protein 103. The coding region runs from base 1 to 276 and encodes 91 amino acids. The transcript has 2 exons. NCBI's taxonomy places the organism in Eukaryota, Metazoa, Arthropoda, Insecta, Diptera, Dolichopodidae. Gene Ontology annotation, cellular component: outer dynein arm. Gene Ontology annotation, biological process: epithelial cilium movement involved in extracellular fluid movement; determination of left/right symmetry; inner dynein arm assembly. The record is from RefSeq and is a predicted model, not a curated record.